This is a messenger RNA of Penicillium malachiteum, 1086 nucleotides long. Its product is annotated as seipin. Gene Ontology annotation, cellular component: endoplasmic reticulum membrane. The record is from RefSeq and is a predicted model, not a curated record. Bases 1 to 1086 code for a protein of 361 amino acids. NCBI's taxonomy places the organism in Eukaryota, Fungi, Ascomycota, Eurotiomycetes, Eurotiales, Aspergillaceae. Gene Ontology annotation, biological process: lipid storage; lipid droplet organization. The transcript is spliced from 4 exons.
AUGGCGGAUUCAGACUACACAGAUGAUGAGUUGGCGUAUGAGGGUCCCUCCUCUCAAUCCGUUAUUUGGGACGCGCUUUGGACGCCGUUCCGCGUACUGUUCUCCAAGACAGCUCUCCGCAUAUACCUGAAUACCCUAUUAUUUAUCGGUGCCACUAUAUUUAUAGUGGGAAUUGCUGGGAUCGCAUACAUGCUUUUCUACUUCACAUUUAUUCCUACGGUCGGUGUGGAUCGAGAAGUGCAUUUACAAUUUGGCGAUGGACACCCUUGGGGACUAGCCUCUCUCGACUCCGAAUUCGUUUCUUCUCAGCCCUACGAUAUCGCUGUUGCCCUAGACCUUCCUCGAACCCCAUCCAAUCUCGACGCGGGGAACUUUAUGGUCGAUCUUACACUCUACUCCCGCCGAACUAGCUCCGUGCUACCCACCUCCAGUGGCUCCUUAACCCCCAUCUCGCAAUCGCGUCGAUCCGCGAUCCUCACAUACAGCUCGCCAUUGGUAGACGUUGCUCGACGGAUGGCUCGUCUACCUCUUUAUGUCCUUGGCUGGCGUAGAGAGGCCGAGUUUUUAGAGGUUCCGAUGAUGGAUAAGCUGGAAUUCGCACGUGGUGCACAGAAUCUUCCACAGAGCCUGCGUCUUGAGAUUCACAGUGAUACUAAAUUACAGAUUUACUCCGCGCGAGUCGAAUUCCGGGCACGGUUCACCGGACUCAGGUGGUUUAUGUACCGCUGGAAGCUUACCUCUUUCGUCGUGUUCAGUUCUUUGUUCUGGACGGUAUCGAUGUCUACGGCUAGCUUAAUCUGGUUCGUAUUAAGCUCCUUGAAGCCCGAAUCUACAUCCACGGAUGAAAUCAAAGACGAAGAGCAAGAUCUUAUCAAAGAUGAGCCUGUUACCGAAGAAAGUGAAUCACUAUUCAGUGAAAGCUUUAAAAUCAAAAAGGAGCAGCCAGAGGAACAGGCCAGUAGCUCUUCUUUACUACAGAGCUAUAAGGCUGACAGUGAUGAGGGAGGUAUGGGUUCUGGACUAGAGAGCUCAGAGGCGCAAGGAGUCCAGAAACGAAGGAGUCGCUUAACGGAAUAUGACAGCUAG